Molecule: messenger RNA, 2180 nt
Organism: Procambarus clarkii (red swamp crayfish)
Lineage: Eukaryota; Metazoa; Arthropoda; Malacostraca; Decapoda; Cambaridae
Product: propionyl-CoA carboxylase beta chain, mitochondrial
Cellular component (GO): mitochondrion
Molecular function (GO): propionyl-CoA carboxylase activity
Source: RefSeq, a predicted model, not a curated record
UACACGGAGCAGCUGCUGGGGUUCGUGACGUCACGACGUAAACAUGGCGCUCUCCUUCACCAGGGCAUCAGCCGGUAUACUCAGAAAUCAUGGAGUUUUGGCCCUCAGAGGGAGUAACACAAUUGGUACUCGGCAAUGUUCUAUUGCCCAAACUCUGCAGGUCCGGGAUAACAUUAAGAAAAAGCGGCGUGAGGCUCUGGUUGGAGGAGGGCAGGGGAGGAUUGAGGCUCAACACAAGAAGGGCAAGUUAACAGCUCGAGAACGAGUGAAGCUCCUGUGUGACCAGGACAGCUUUGUAGAAUUUGACAUGUUUUCUGAGCACACUUGCACUGACUUUAACAUGGAAAAUCAAAAGUAUCCAGGAGAUUCAGUCGUGACAGGUCAUGGUCUCAUUCAUGGUCGGCUCACGUACAUAUUCAGUCAAGAUUUCACUGUCUUUGGUGGGUCACUUUCAUCCAUUCACGCAAAGAAGAUCUGCAAGAUCAUGGACCAAGCAAUGCUUGUGGGGGCUCCUGUUAUUGGUUUGAAUGACUCUGGAGGAGCUAGGAUUCAGGAAGGGGUCGAGUCACUGGCUGGGUAUGCUGAUAUCUUCCAACGUAAUGUUAUGGCUUCAGGCGUCAUCCCUCAGAUAUCUCUGAUUAUGGGUCCAUGUGCAGGGGGCGCAGUGUAUUCACCCGCUCUGACAGAUUUCACAUUCAUGGUCGAGGACACCUCUUACCUCUUCAUUACUGGUCCCGAUGUAGUAAAGGCCGUCACCAAUGAAGAUGUGACCCAGGAGGAACUUGGCGGAGCUCGCACACACACCACAUUGUCUGGGGUCGCUCAUAAAGCCUUCCAUAAUGACAUUCAUGCUCUUCUUAACCUAAGAACUUUCAUGGGUUAUUUACCUCAGAGUAACCAAGAUCCAUCUCCCAUCAGACAGUGUGAUGAUCCAUGGGACCGUGAUGUGCCAGGCCUGGAUACUGUUGUCCCACUAGAGUCCAUGUCUGCAUACAACAUGUUAGAUGUGAUCCAGAGCACUGUAGAUGAGGGAGACUUUUUUGAAAUUAUGCCGAACUAUGCCAAAAAUAUAGUUAUUGGAUUUGCUCGUAUGAAUGGGCGUACGGUUGGCAUUGUUGGCAACCAACCCAAAGCUGCUGCAGGGUGUUUAGAUAUCAAUUCAUCUGUGAAAGGAGCAAGAUUUGUGCGAUUCUGUGAUGCCUUUAACAUUCCUCUUGUGACAUUUGUGGAUGUGCCAGGCUUCUUGCCUGGGACGGCCCAAGAAUAUGGUGGCAUCAUUCGUCAUGGGGCUAAGCUUUUAUUCGCAUUUGCUGAAGCAACUGUUCCAAAAAUUACAAUUAUUACUAGAAAAGCAUAUGGAGGAGCGUACGAUGUUAUGUCAUCCAAGCAUUUACGAGGCGACAUGAACUAUGCUUGGCCAACAGCUGAGGUUGCAGUAAUGGGAGCCAAAGGCGCAGUAUCUAUACUGUAUCGAGGGAACAGUGAUGUUGCACGGAUUGAAAAAGAAUACAUGGAGAAGUUUGGUAAUCCAUUCCCUGCUGCUGUCCGAGGUUUUGUUGAUGACAUAAUUGAGCCACAUACCACAAGACGCCGUAUCUGUCAAGAUCUGGAUAAGUUAGCAUCGAAGAAACUUCAGAAUCCAUGGAAGAAGCAUGCUAAUAUUCCUUUAUAAAUGAAAAGUUAAUAAACACAUUAUUACUGAGAAAGUUUGUUCUCUAGGUGUAGGACCUGUUUGUGUUUUACAGUCAAAUUUUCCUCUUGCUAUUCAAAAAAUUAUCAUACAAAUCUGAUUAUGAAAACAACUCGGUGUAAAUUAAAAAUUAGGCAACUUAUUAAGCAUAGUUAAUGAUUGCAAUAGAGUGCUAUAGAUCAUCAUUGAGGAAAUUAACAUUAAUAUACAGAAAUUUCAUGUAUAUUUAAUUUUUAAGAUUGGCCCUAGUUAGUUGAGUAGAUGGUUUUAAUUAACUUCAGUAGCUUGCAGUAUGAUGAAAGUAAAUACAAUCUUGGCCCUCAAAAAUAUACUUGAACAAUAAAUGCAUAAAAUGUAUCAAACCUUAUUUAUUAUUUUGUACAGUUCUAUAAUAGGAGAGUAUGUCUGAUGACUUAACAUGUAUAGUACAGUGUGUUAAUAAUUUUGUCAUCAGUUUUAUUUUUUGUAUAAAAUAAAUACGAUAUUUGAA